Lactuca saligna is the source of this 684-nucleotide messenger RNA. NCBI's taxonomy places the organism in Eukaryota, Viridiplantae, Streptophyta, Magnoliopsida, Asterales, Asteraceae. The record is from the annotation of a GenBank genome assembly.
AUGCCUCGUUCCCAAGAUUUCAAUGUGUGGUACCUCGAUGUCAUUUCCGAGGAUGAGCUCGCUGAUUACGACCAUGUUCGUGGUCAACCUCCUCAUGCCUUGGUUACUUUUGGUUUUGGUGGGAAGUUGAUUGUGAUGAAGGAUACAAAUGGUUCCAUAUACCCAUUGAAAAUCAGGAGUGAUAGUGAGUUCCACCCUCAAUAUGGUGUCAUUAAAAUGACCAAGACUGGAUCCGACACCCGCACCAAUAAAACCAAGAAACAAAGAGUUCCUAAUAAGAAUCAUAAUUUUACAAACAAUGAUGUUGAAGAUAAAUCUAUGAAGUUACACUGCUAUAUGGACACAAGAUCCUCCGUUAGACAGGGUGUUCUUUCUCAGAGGAGAUCUAGCUUUCGGGGUAACCAAUUCCCUCUAGCAGUUGAAGCUGCUAGAAAAGCUCCUAUUCGCAGUAGAAACUUCAUGCGGAAUCAACCAAUGACUUCAUAUAGACCAAGGCAACAAUUGAACUACUCACAUCCUGUCUUCCCAUUGAAAAUCAGGAGUGAUAGUGAGUUCCACCCUCAAGAUGGUGCGGGUGAUUGGUUGAACAUGUCCUGCAAGAUUAAGCUUUGGGAAUUGGUGAAUGCACUUGUGAAGAUUUCACCCGAAUUUGGGGGAUCGAACAAGCUCUCCCAGCUCCUAUGA